This is a messenger RNA of Marchantia polymorpha subsp. ruderalis, 1058 nucleotides long. NCBI's taxonomy places the organism in Eukaryota, Viridiplantae, Streptophyta, Marchantiopsida, Marchantiales, Marchantiaceae. The record is from the annotation of a GenBank genome assembly.
UCGGCUCGAGAUAAGCAGCAGCAGCGGCAGCAGGCGAGCAGUGGCAGAUGGAUAGAUAGAAAGGACGAAGGCCGAGGUAAAUGAGAAAAAGUGUCGAGCUGUGCGGUGCUGCCGGAAUCCUGCCUUGGAAGCUGGUGGGUAUAUAAGAAAAGAUCCAGCACGCACUGCAAUUUGGUUCCUUUUCUGACGAGCUGCGCAGGGGACGAGAUCUGUAUAUAAGGCGAGGAGGCGAAGAGCGCGCAGCUGGUGGGUGGAGAGGAGGAGGAGGAGGGGAGGAAGGAGGAGGAGAAGAAGAAGAAGACGAAAGGAUUUGAGGGCAGUGAAGGAGAUGGGCAGCUACGAGCUGUACCGCAAAUCCUCCAUUGGCACGAGCCUGACUGACGCCUUGGACGAACUCGUCACUAACGGCACCAUCUCCCCUCUUCUAGCGGUAAAAGUGCUCAUGCAAUUUGACAAGUCCAUGAAUGAUGCGCUCCAGCAGAAGGUGAAGUCCAAGACAACGUUCAAGGGACAUUUACACACCUACAGGUUUUGUGAUAACGUGUGGACGUUCAUACUGGAAAACGCUGUGUUCAAGACAGACAAUGAACUCCAGCCUGUGGAUCGCGUAAAAAUUGUCGCAUGUGAUGCCAAAAUUAUAUCUCGCUAGAAAUCCAAUUGAAUUCUUCUACUCACCCAACUAGGCCUCUUGCUCUGGGGUGAGUGUAGCCCUUUCAUGCAUUUUUUGCACAAAGACGACACAGCACAGCGGAAGGUCCAAUUUUGUUCAUUACUCAACAUGCGGGAUCUGAACCCUUACAUGUCGACGAAGAUAGGUAAUUUGUCAGGGGUUUGUACAGUCGGUUAUGUUAUCAAGAAAGGAGAAUCUAGGCUAAGCUGAAUUGUCCAGCUUAAUACAGAUGCACAUAGAGAAAUUCCGGUAAAAACAGGCAAACACGGUUGCCCUGAUUUUUGUGAUCUACAGACUAUCGCAUCAAUCGAUUGUGUCGUUAUCGGAGUUGUUGCUAAUUUUGCGUCAAAUGAAAGCUCUGACUGCGGAUUUGUCGUCGGAAGUUCCA